Molecule: messenger RNA, 2424 nt
Organism: Diprion similis
Lineage: Eukaryota; Metazoa; Arthropoda; Insecta; Hymenoptera; Diprionidae
Product: endonuclease III homolog 1, chloroplastic-like
Exons: 7
Coding region: 338-1975 (545 amino acids)
Biological process (GO): base-excision repair, AP site formation; mitotic cytokinesis checkpoint signaling; nucleotide-excision repair
Cellular component (GO): cleavage furrow; centrosome; nucleus
Molecular function (GO): oxidized pyrimidine nucleobase lesion DNA N-glycosylase activity; DNA binding; metal ion binding
Source: RefSeq, a predicted model, not a curated record
AAUCGGUAAGCUUUCUUAAAACCAUUACCUUGAACUUAGCUACGAAUUAAUGGUCAGCCUCAGCCAAUCAUAAAGAGGUUAGCUGUUCAAACCGUCAGGCACGUGUUUCCUCGUUUUCAAUGGCUUCUAUGUAAACAAUUGACGAUCAUUGACACACUGCAAAAGAAACAAGAAUACAAGAUCUCGAUUUCUAACACAAAGCAAUCACCAUGCCACCUUCUAGUCCUGCCUUUACUUGCCGUUGACAAUGCUCCGAAAGCCAUUGCGACAAGUAGUUCGGAACUCAAGUAACGACAGACGAAAACUAUAGACGAACUGAAUGCAUUGAGAAUAAAAAAUGAACAAGAAAUUGAAAUUGAAUAACUUGACUGCAUCGCCGAGGUACACAAGGUCGAUGAAAAAGCAACAGAUCGUAGAACCUGUGAGCGAUUCGACAACGACAACCUCGCCAAACACUACUUCGCAAUAUUUUUCAAAAAAAUCAGCGGAGCCAAAAUUAGAAGCGGAAACCCUCCAAGUGGUGGUAAAAAAACACAAAAAUCCGAUCAAAGUGGAAUAUGAAUCAAAGCCUGACGAUGAGAAAAAUGUCUCAAAACCAGUAUCGCAGAAAACAGAAAUUGCGAAGUCUGAAAUUGAUGAAAAAUGGGAGCCGGGCAACUGGCGAGUCAUCUUAGAUAAUAUCCUUGAAAUGAGAAAAAACCACACAGCUCCCGUCGAUUCGAUGGGAUGCCACAUGUGUUCAGAUCCAAACGCAAAUCCAUCUGAUGCUAGAUUCCAGGUUCUUGUCGCUCUGAUGCUCAGUAGCCAGACCAAAGAUGAAGUAACUCAUGCCGCGAUGAAAAAACUCAAAUCUCACGGCUGCACGCCGGCAAAGAUCAAAAGCACUUCAAGCGAAAUGCUCGGGCAGCUGAUUUAUCCUGUCGGUUUUUGGAGGCGAAAGGCUGAGUAUAUAAAAAAGACUACGGAUAUACUGUUAGAACAAUAUGGCGGAGACAUACCAAAGACUGUAGAAGGCUUGUGCAAGCUGCCCGGAGUUGGUCCGAAGAUGGCUCACCUCUGCAUGCAGGUUGCAUGGGGAGAAGCUUCUGGAAUCGGAGUGGAUACACACGUUCACCGAAUAUCGAAUCGUCUCGGCUGGGUGAGAAAACCGACAAAAACACCGGAACAAACAAGGGUGCAGCUAGAAUCGUGGUUACCUAAAAAGAAGUGGGUCGAAGUGAAUUACAUUUUGGUCGGAUUUGGUCAAGAGAUUUGUCUUCCUGUGCGGCCAAAGUGCUCAGAUUGUUUGAACGUCAAUAUUUGUCCUUACGAGAUCGGACGAUGGGAUCGUCUCAAGUCUGGACUAGAUCCAGUCGAUCAGAAUAUGGUUGAUCGACUUAGGAAAUUGAAAGAUGAGGACAAACCUGUGCCUCAAACUAGCUUGGAGGAGAUUCGAAGAAGGCUUGCUCUACUCAAGGAUCAAGACCCCAACAAACCUGUCCCUAAAACUAAUAUCCACGCGGUGGACACGAGGACAGAUGAACAAAAGACUGCAGAUUUGAUAAAUGAGUAUUUGGAGGAACUUAAGCUGUCUUCGGAUGUGAAUUCGGAUGCACAGAUUGAGGACAGGCUUGCCAGACUGAGAGGAAUAGAUCCUGCGCAAUUCCGCAAGAACAAGCCUGAAGAGGACAUUGAGGAAGAUGAGCAAACAGCCACCAAAAGGAUCCUUAAAAAAGCUUUGGACGAGGCCGCGAUAGAGUCUAAAUUUUCCGAACUAGAAGAACUAGAGCCUAUGGAUACAGAUCCAGCUGAAGAGGAAGAAGAGUUACCGUGGUGUACAAUUUGCAACGAAGACGCGCAGCUCCGCUGCAUCGGAUGCGACGGUGAUUUGUACUGCACAUCGUGCUUUCGGGAAGGGCAUGACUCGUUCGAAAUGGUCGAUCAUCAGAGUGUGCCUUUUAAGCCACGGAAAAAAGUUGACAAAGUUGAUGAUUGAUGGUUUAAUUCCUUAGAAAUAUCGGUAUUACUGGCACCUUGCAUUUCACAUGCAAGAGAUAUAGUUUUUCUCAAAUUAUUUCGAGCUUUCUUACGAGUCGUACAGAAAAAUAUUCCAAUCGUCACAUAGACUCAACUAUCAGCGUUUGACUUACGAUUCGUGAAACAGGUGUAGUACAUUUGAUCGAAGGUAUUGAAAAAAAAUUAUACCCAUAUAUUUAUACACAAAUACACGCAAUUAUAUUUAUAUAGUUUUAUACAUAUGUAUUUUAACACUGUUUCAAUAUAGUUUUUAUUUUUGUUUGCGCUAUUACUGAUUGUAAUCAAGCACACAUACCUUUUAUGCGCAUAUUUAUGUAUGUACAUACAUAUACAUAAUGUGAUAUCUGUGGCAUCAGUUUUUAUGGUAGCUGCCUGUAUUUUCAAGAAUAUAUUCUGUUUUAAUCUCUA